AUCACACCGGAAGGGACCUGUUUGUCCGUGGCACUGCCGACUGUUUGGCGGGGUGGCUGCGUGCGCAUCGCUCUGGUUUUCGGGCCACCGCCGCCGCAAUGGCGUCGCCACUGAGCCAGGCGUCUAAGAUGGAUAUUGAGAAUGCUACACAGCACCUGCGGGAUAUGCUAAAGCUGGACCGGGUCUCCGAGUCAACAGUUGACAACCAAAAGAAACCUGCAUCAUACAAUGGCGAAUUGAAUGGUUUGCUGGUUCCAGAUCCCAUUGCAGCUGGAGAUGGGCCUAUUCUCAGAGAAUCAAACAGUACGAAUUUGGACAAGCUGAACCUACAGCAAAAUCAGGAAAUAUACCUAACAGGUGAUGACAGUUCAAAUUGUGUUAUAACUGCCAAAGAAGUGGAAAUAGUGGCAAGCAACGAUUCUAGCAUCAGUAAUAAGGCCAGGGGUAGCAACAAGGUAAAAAUACAACCUGUGGCAAAGUAUGAAUGGGAGCAGAAGUACUACUAUGGCAACCUCAUAGCAGUGUCAAAUCAGUAUCUGGCGUAUGUCAUCAGAGGGGCUAAUGGUGUUGGCAUGGUACGUGUGUUGAGUGUUGGAAUGGCUGAACGAACUUUGCUGAAAGGAUUUACCGAGGGAGUUGCUGACUUGGGUUUUGCACAUCUCAAUUCCAAUCAACUAGCAUGCGUUGAUGAAGCAGGCAACCUAUUUGUCUGGCAACUGAAUGAAGAAAGUGGGAAAAUACAAGAAAAACUGAUAGUGCACAUCAAGAGACCUGAGGGAACACCUUUAAAUGCAAACAGGAGGGUCAUCUGGUGCCCUUUUAUUCCUGAGGAAAAUGAUGAAAAUGAUGAAGGAAAUCAAACGCUUGCUGUUUUACAUGAAGAUAGGGCUGAAGUUUGGGAUCUGGAUAUUCUAAGAAACAGUAAUAGUGUUUGGCCCAUUGAAGCAACUGAUGUAAAAGAAGGCUUUAUCAUUGUGAAAGGGCACACAGCACGGAUCAGUGAGGGUGCAUUAUCUCCAGAUGGAACAGUACUUGCAACUGCGAGCCAUGAUGGUUAUGUGAAGUUCUGGCAGAUCUACAUAGAAGGGCAAGAUCAACCGAGAUGUCUUCAUGAAUGGAAACCCCAUGAUGGCCGACCAUUGUCAUGCCUACUUUUUUGUGACAAUCACAAAAAACAAGAUCCAGAUGUCCCUUUCUGGCGUUUCCUGAUCACUGGAGCAGAUCAGAAUAGAGAGCUGAAGAUGUGGUGUACUGUGUCAUGGACUUGUUUACAGACCAUCAGGUUUAUGCCUGACUCUUUUAAUACCAAUGUGUACCCAAGUCUGAAAGCCAGUCUGGAUCUAUCUGCAGAAUACCUCAUCCUCAGUGAUGUACAGAGAAAAGUGUUGUAUGUGAUGGAGCUACAUCAGAACCAGGAUGAAGGCAAAGCCCAUUUUGUCUCCAUAUCUGAGUUUUUGUUGACUCACCCAGUACUUAGCUUUGGCAUCCAGGAUGUCAGCAGAUGUCGCCCAAGGCACAUAGAGGCUCUAUCAGCUGAGGAGGAUAGUGACACUUUAAAUGCAGAAGGAACUCCUGGCCUUGUUGAAUCUUCAGUAGUACAGCUAAAACUAUAUUGUGUACAUACCAAAACGCUCCAGGAUGUGCAGAUUUAUUUCCAGCCACAUCAGAAUACAGAAGAACCUGUUUUAAUGUCAUCUGCUGCCUCACAUGAAGAUUUCACUUUUGCAGAUCGUUUAACAGAUAUGAGUGUUGAAGGGCCAGCAUCGGAAAAGGGAUCUAGCAGAGGUUCUCAGCAUGAUUUGCGGCGUAUGGUGGAUCUUCCAGCUCCUACAGACUUUCUCUCUGUCUCCAAUGAUGUGAAACCAAAGCUAAUGACUCCAGAUGCUUUCAUGACUCCUAGCACUUCACUUCAACAGAUCUCUGUAUCACCGGGAAGCAGUGUAAGCACUUUGACUGCAGUGACUGGUUUGAGUAACAGCUCUGCUAAUGAGACUGGAUCAUCAAGACCUGCUGAAGACUUGUCUCUAAGCCCAAAGGUCACAUUGGAGAAUGUCAGUCUCAGUAAUAACACAAGCAAUGCUGUCCAAGCGAGUCCAAGAAACAACUCUGUGCAACUUAUCCCAGGGCUGUCUGAACAGCUAUCUACAAAACCUCUUCAGGUUACUAGUGCUAACUCUUCGCUUCCUUUGGAGCUUCAGUCUGUGGAUCCUCUCUGUGUGCCUCAGAGUUCCCCAACGCGGGAACGUUCUCCUGAUGUUAUCUCCUCAGCCUCCACAGCAUUGUCGCAGGACAUUCCUGAAAUUGCCUCAGAGACCCUCCAACGUGCAUUUUCAGGCUCUGUAUUACCCACUGAAGUCCUGGAACCUACCCAUCAUAUGGAUAGCAUGGCUUCAGCUGCCUCUGCACUGCAUCUGUUAUCCCCAAGAAGUAGACCUAACUCUGAACAUAGUCAUCACUCUCUAGAUAUGCCUCAGGUGGAGGUAGAGCGGCUGAGUACUCCAUCACUCUUAGAAACUGUCUUGUCUCAGGAGAAUACAGCAGCAGCAGACAACGUUGUUAGCCAACCUUGGCCAGCAGCGCCUGACAUAACCCGAGAAACCCGUAAUAGCAUCAAUGAGAGUUCCAGAGAAGAUAUGCAGGAGAAGCAUAAAAACUCCACCUUUCACCGGCAUCCAUACCAGUUGCACCAGCAUGAUAGCCAGGAUGCGAGUGCUGAACAGAGUGACCAUGAUGAUGAAGUAGCAAGUCUUGCUUCCACAUCAUGUAGCUUUGGUUCAAAGUCUGCUUCUCAUAGACUUCCAGUUAAAGAUUGGAAAUCAAAGUCAUCUCCUCGAUCCUCCCCAAAACUGAGAAGAAAGAGUAAAAAGGAUGAUGGGGAGACAACACAAUCCCCACGGUUAGAGCAGCAGCAGCAGUUCAACACAGACCAGGAAGAGUUACUGUCUCUGUUACGGAGCCAACAGAGAGAGCUCUGUGAAUUGCGACAGAGCCAAUUGGAGCUAAUGCAGAGGCUCACAGAUCAUAUGGAUGCAGUGCAGGGCUCCAUCAUGGGUCAUGUGGAACGGAUUAUGGUCACACAACAAGAACAAGAACAGAGGAGAAUGGAUAGGAUCUUGGCAGAAGGGCAUGAAAGAAGUGGGCAGUUUCAAGAACAACUGUCUCAACAGCUCUCUCAAAAUUUGGCAAAUUCUAUCAGUAAUCGUAUAGAGAAGACUGUUCGGGAUGAGAUGAAGAAAACUUUACCACAAUGUAUUUCCAAAAGUUUGGAACCAGUGCCGGGUCAGUUGAAUAACCAUAUUGCAACCAAGCUUGCGGCAAUUGAAGGAAUAUUAAAAGAGAAUAUAACAAAAAUGGUGAAAUCAAAGAACACUGCAGAGAGUAUUGGAAGAGCUGCAGCGGAUGCUUUGCAAGGGCCGAUACAAUCAAGUUACAGAGAGUCAUUCCAGAGUAUAGUUGUACCUGUGUUUGAAAAAGCCUGCCAGUCAAUGUUUCAGCAAAUAAAUGACAGCUUCAAGCAGGGGACACAAGAAUAUAUCCAGCAACUUGAGAUUCACCUUCAGUCCAAGAAGACCCAAGAACAAGAAAUACGUGAUCCUCUGCUUAGUCAGUUGCAGCAAAUGAUUGAUCGUUUCCAGAGUGUCACUGAUCAUCUUGCUGUGACCAUCACAAAUGGCAUGCGUUCAGAGGUUCAACAUCAGCUUCACGUCAUUGUCAGCAACUUACAGGAAUCGAUUCUGACUCAAGUGCAGAGAAUUGUGAAAGGCGAAGUUAGCCUCGCAAUGAAGGAGCAACAGGCUGUUGUUACAUCCAGUAUCAUGCAGGCCAUGCGAUCAGCUGCAGGGACGCCCAUUCCAACAACUCACAUGGAUUUCCAAACCCAGCAGGCCCACAUCUUGCAGCUGUUGCAACAGGGGCAACUUAACCAAGCCUUUCAACAGGCUUUGACUGCAGCAGAUCUCAAUCUGGUACUUUAUGUCUGUGAAACUGUGGAUUCUGAACUUGUCUUCGGUCAGCAUCCUUGUCCCCUGACCCAGCCAGUUUUGCUUUCACUUAUUCAACAGCUUUCCACCGAUCUCAAUUCACGCACAGAACUAAAACUCGGUUACCUGGAAGAUGCAGUCAUGAAUCUAGAUCACACAGAUCCAGUUGCUAGGGAUCACAUGGGUUCUGUAUUGAAUCAAGUCAGACAGAAACUGUACCAGUUCAACCAGGCAGAACCUCACAGUAAUGUGAGCAAAAGGGCUCGGAGACUUAUGAUGAUGCUUCAAGGACUAGUGACUCCACUGAGUUAAACUGUACACGGUGGCCAUUCCAUGAUCUGUAAGGAGUGUGCUAUAAUUAUACAAUUCAUAUAGCUGUAUGUUCCUGAUUAAUCUUUUUUUUAAAAAAAUGCCAAAUUCUAGGGCUUGUGUGUCCGCGUCUGUGGUAAGAACAUUAUUUGGAACCACAAGUUCGAGCGGUAACCUGAUAUAUAAGCUGCUUCCUACGUUUUUUUCAACUUACAGCUUCCUUCUAAUCUGGUUAGCCUAUUUUGUAUAAGUAUCUACUUGUAUGUUCCCCAGGUUAAAAGUACCUAUUUAAAUAUAUAUUAGAAAAAAAACUUCCUCUCCCACGGUUACAUUUGUGAAGCAGCUGAGGCUAAGUAACCAACACAAUACUACAAAUUGAAACUUGCAUGGUAGCAAAAAUGUAUCAAACAAUAUCCAUAAACUCAAUUGAAGAGUAGGCUCAUAUUCUCCCUGCCCCUGUUAAAUUCCUUGAGGCACUAAACAAAUUCUCAUUUGGAAAUUCUGACCUCAAAGCUAUGAAGUUAAAUACAGCUAUCAGAAGUUGAGUAAGUAUCGAAAAAUAUAUUUUCAGACUAUUUCAAAUUAGUGUUGGACUGUUACUUGAGGUUUCUAUCAUGUUAGUUUAAGAAAAAUAUCAACAGCGACAAGUUUGUUUAUUGCAUAAUGUUUUCAUUCAUUUACGAUUUUGUUGUAUUUUACAUUUUUGCUUCCUUUUUAUCUUUAAUAUGGAAACUCUUGUUUUGGAUAAUGUUUCAAAACUGUUCAAUAAAAAGUUUGGAAAUUA
Messenger RNA from Rhincodon typus (whale shark), 5073 nucleotides. It is a transcript of the gene edc4, whose product is annotated as enhancer of mRNA decapping 4. The coding region runs from base 99 to 4292 and encodes 1397 amino acids. Gene Ontology annotation, biological process: deadenylation-independent decapping of nuclear-transcribed mRNA. The record is from RefSeq and is a predicted model, not a curated record. Lineage: Eukaryota; Metazoa; Chordata; Chondrichthyes; Orectolobiformes; Rhincodontidae. Gene Ontology annotation, cellular component: P-body. Gene Ontology annotation, molecular function: protein binding. The transcript is spliced from 29 exons.